AUGUUUUCCACGACUCUUACCAUCUUCACUCUCUGCGCUGGCAUAUUCGCUCAGCAACCUGCACCAAUAAUAACAAACAAUCUCCCAGCAACUGGUUACUAUGCCUCUCUUACCUCAGGACCAGGUUCUAUCAAGGGCGAUAUCGUACUUGAGGCUGCCACAGAUGGUACCGGCAUGAAUGUGAAGAUUAGCUGGAAUGGCUUUGACCUAGCAGAUUCCACAGAAUACAUAUAUCACAUCCAUCAAUUCAAAGUCCCCGAAACUGGAAACUGCAACAGUACCGGUGCACACUUCGACCCCUAUGGCGUUGGUGAAGGACCCGAAGAUGUCUGCGAGGUCAGCAGGCCUGAAACAUGCCAGCUCGGCGAUCUGUCUGGCAAGCACGGAGCAAUAACGUUCAUGAACGACACAAACCCUUCACGCAGUCUGGAAUAUCUGGAAGAAUACCUUUCGACCGAUCCCAACGACACGGCAUUCUUUGGCAAUUUGAGCAUUGUUGUUCACAAGAAGAAUAACAAAUUCAGAUUGAACUGUGGCAACUUCGCUCCCCUUGCUGAUCGUGCAGCAGGCACAGGCACAUCUCCUACCUAUCCCAAUACCACGUCUACUGAUGUGGUGGCUACAAUGACCGUUACAGGGUCAGGGACGGGCGCAGCAGAUAGUACUUCCACAGCCGUUGUACCGGGUUCGACAACCAGAACGACAGGUGCGACAUCGUCAGGAGGGAGUGGAAUUCAGCAAAGCAGUGAAGCGGCUGUCCAGAACUUUGGCGGGCAUCUCAUGCUAUUGUUGAUCGGACUUGCGGGUGUCGUCUGUUUCAUUUAG
This is a messenger RNA of Lithohypha guttulata, 825 nucleotides long. It is a transcript of the gene SOD4, whose product is annotated as Cell surface superoxide dismutase [Cu-Zn] 4. Gene Ontology annotation, biological process: superoxide metabolic process. The transcript is spliced from 2 exons. Bases 1 to 825 code for a protein of 274 amino acids. NCBI's taxonomy places the organism in Eukaryota, Fungi, Ascomycota, Eurotiomycetes, Chaetothyriales, Trichomeriaceae. The record is from RefSeq and is a predicted model, not a curated record. Gene Ontology annotation, molecular function: metal ion binding.